Cornus florida is the source of this 1201-nucleotide messenger RNA. RefSeq names its product gibberellin 3-beta-dioxygenase 1-like. NCBI's taxonomy places the organism in Eukaryota, Viridiplantae, Streptophyta, Magnoliopsida, Cornales, Cornaceae. Gene Ontology annotation, molecular function: gibberellin 3-beta-dioxygenase activity. The record is from RefSeq and is a predicted model, not a curated record. The transcript has 2 exons. Bases 80 to 1120 code for a protein of 346 amino acids. Gene Ontology annotation, biological process: gibberellin biosynthetic process; response to light stimulus.
UGUGCCCAUGUUCAGAUUAUAGCUAGCCUAGCUAACACACACCCAAAGUGCCUACUUUUUCUUUCUCUCUGAACUUACCAUGAGUACUACUCUUUCAAAAGCCUACGGAGAAAACCCUCUCCAACUUCACCAUAUUAUUCCCCUUGAUUUUCACACAGUUCACGCAGUCCCAGACUCUCACAUAUGGCCUCAAUCUGACGAUGACUUCUCAUCUGGGGUCACACCCAAUGAAGAGUCAUCAAUACCCAUUGUUGAUCUCAUGGAUCCAAAUGUUGUGGAGCUUCUAGGUCAUGCAUGUGAAACAUGGGGUGUGUUCCAAGUCACCAACCAUGGCAUACCCUUGAGUCUCAUAGAGCAUGUUGAGUCCGAGGCUCGGCGAUUCUUCUCUCUCCCGGCUCAUCAGAAGGAAAAGGUCUUAAGGUCCCCUGAGGGAGCCACCGGCUAUGGCGUGGCUCGGAUAUCGCCAUUUUUCUCUAAGUUUAUGUGGCAUGAAGGGUUCACCAUUAUGGGUUCUUCGGCUCAUGAUCAUGCUAGCCAACUUUGGCCACAUGACUAUACACAUUUUUGUGAUGUGAUGGAUGAGUAUCAGAAGAAGGUGAAAGCCCUAGCUUACAAUCUCUUCCUUUUAAUACUCGAGUCAUUGGAUAUCUCCAAAGAAGAGAUGGACAGGGCAACAUCAGUUGGUGAGUCUGCAGGAGCAUUGCAGCUAAACUCUUACCCUCCGUGCCCGGACCCGGACUGUGCCCUAGGUCUUGCUCCACACACUGACACACUCCUCCUCACUGUUCUACAUCAAAGCGACACCGAUGGCCUCCAAAUCUUCAGGGAAGGUUCCGGGUGGGUGACAGUGUCGCCGGUGGCUGGGGCACUUGUCGUCAACGUCGGUGAUCUCCUCCAUAUCUUCUCCAAUGCUCGGUUUCAUAACGUUUAUCAUCGGGCUGCUGUGAACCGGUCUAGGCAUAGAAUAUCUGUUGCCUACUUCUAUGCUCCCCCACCUGAUUCUCUAGUGACUCCAUUUUCCAAGCUUGAGUUUCCGCGUUAUCGAUCAUUGACAGUGAAGGAGUAUGUUAGGAUCAAGGCCAUGCAUCUUGAGAAGGCCUUGUCUUUGAUUAGAAUUUAGCGGGUUCUUAGUUUGGAGAUGAAUGAUCAUUAUGUAAAAUUUAUGUAAUGAAAAUUUUAAGUUGUCAAGUUUUUAAAUUAA